Molecule: messenger RNA, 1520 nt
Organism: Trichoderma atroviride IMI 206040
Lineage: Eukaryota; Fungi; Ascomycota; Sordariomycetes; Hypocreales; Hypocreaceae
Biological process (GO): DNA-templated transcription; transcription antitermination; transcription elongation by RNA polymerase I
Cellular component (GO): nucleus
Molecular function (GO): RNA polymerase II transcription regulatory region sequence-specific DNA binding; zinc ion binding
Source: RefSeq, a predicted model, not a curated record
CCCUUCUGGCAAUUUGCUUCUGAAAAGCCCUUCGUCUUCCAAUCUCCCGCCAGUACUCCUCCUGCCUCGCCUGGGAUUUCAUUCGUCGCUUGCCCAGCUUCUCUCGGCUUUUGAAAGAUUAUUUCGCCAAGGGCACAUAUAAAAAAGAAAAGAAAAAGAUGCCGGGCAUGGAUCAGCGUGAGCUCGAGUCGCGCGUAAAGGCGCUGACCAAGGUGGUGGCCGCCAACGAGCCUCCGGAGAAUGCGCUGAAGCUGCUGGAGACGCUGAAGAAGGAUGCAUCACCGACAGAAGAGAUGCUGCGGGCCACGCGCGCAGGUGUUUUCGUCGGCAAGUUGCGGUCAAAUCCCAACAAAGAGAUUGCUCGAGCCGCCUCCGAACUGGUGAUCAAGUGGAAGAAGCUCGUCGAGCAAGAGAAGAACUCCAAGCUGCAAAAGGCGAAAAUGGGCUCCCCAUCGGCUCCCGCAGCUGCAUCGCCGCCCAACCCAUCCAGCAACGCAUCCUCCGCCGGCGGCGCCAAGAAGGCGUUCAAGGGCGACCCCGAGAAGCGCAAGUUCGACACCGACGGCGUGAGCAUCAAGCGAACCGAGUCCAACGUCCGCAACCAGUGCAUUGGCCUCAUCUACAACGGCCUGGCCUACCGAUCGAUCGAGUCCGAGACCGAUGUCAUCGCCAGGGCUGUUGCCGUCGAGCAUGCCGCAUUCACGACCCUCAAGGGCGAGACCCCCGAGUACAAGAAGAAGAUCCGGUCGCUAUUCACAAAUCUCAAGAACAAGUCGAACCGAGACUUGGGCAAGCAAGUCAUGGCAGGAGAUAUCUCGCCCGAGAAGUUUGUCAACAUGACGGACGAGGAGCUCAAGAGCGAGGAUCAACGCAAGAUGGAGCUUGAGCUGGAGAAGGAGAACAUGAAGAAGGCCCAGGUGCCGAUGGCGGAGAAGAGCAUCAGUGACAGUCUGGAAUGCGGCAAGUGUAAGAAGAAGCGAGUCAGCUACACCCAGGCGCAGACACGAAGUGCCGAUGAACCGAUGACGACAUUUUGCGAGUGUAUGAACUGCGGUAAUCGUUGGAAGUUCUCGUAACGAGGCGACGAGAAAGAAGAUUUAUGAAUGAUAGCGCCGCGUCUGCUCCAAGGGGUUGGAAGACACUAACUCAAUGAGCUUUUUUUAUUCUUCUUUUCGACGGAGUGCUUGGGGUGGACUUUUCUUAGGAUGGGAGUUAUGGAAAAUUUUAAUCUUGCUUUUUCAGGAAUUGUUUUGAAGGUCUCAAAGAACUUCAGGCGCCAUGCUGUGUUUUUUACUUUCACUCUUCACCUUUUUCUUUUUUUCUUCUCCUUUUUUUUUCAAUCCCUCGUCGGGAUGUCGUUUUUUGGCGAUGCGUGCACAUCACAAACAUGAUGGUGCUGUGAAGCCAUGUACUCUAUUUUCUCUAUUCUUUAACUUAGAUCGCUAAUAGAUCUUUGAUCUUGUUCCGUUACAUCUUUUCCCCAUAUCAUACAUAUGUACUGCUGCUCGUAAAGGGCUAUU